Molecule: messenger RNA, 1587 nt
Organism: Penicillium expansum
Lineage: Eukaryota; Fungi; Ascomycota; Eurotiomycetes; Eurotiales; Aspergillaceae
Exons: 2
Coding region: 1-1587 (528 amino acids)
Source: RefSeq, a predicted model, not a curated record
AUGGUGACUGGCAUUGAGGCGGCAGGCCUCGCUCUCGCUAUUCUUCCUCUCCUCAUAAAUCAGGUAGACGCCUACGCUCUCGGCAUCGAGAAGAUCAGACUUCUAAGGCGAUACCGACGGGACUUUAAAGGAUAUUCGGAGGGACUGAAGACACAGCGCACCAUCUUGCUAAAUACACUGGAGCGAGCCCUCGAAGGUGUCAUUGACGAUGAGGAUGAGAUAACUCAACUCAUCAAUAAUCCACAAGGCAAAGAAUGGGCAAACGCAGCUCUGCAAAGUCGUCUACGCAGAAAGCUCGACCGAAAUUACGAUGCAUUCUUACAAAAUAUGACUUCUCUCUCGGAUUUGCUAGAAUAUCUAUCUCAAAAACUACACAUUAGUGAGGAUCAGACGAACCCAGCUCCCGAAACCUGGGAUCUAUGGAAAUUCCGUAAGAUUCUUAGCAAAGCAGUUUACGACGAUCUCCUUAUAAAGAUCAACGCAGCAAAUGCAAUACUGAAGCUUCUGGUUGACCAAUCCGAUCACCGAGAAACAAGCAAGAAAAGACGCCAGUCCUGGAGCCCCCUUCUACAGAGAUACAAAAAGGCACGCAAAAAUGCUAAAGGGCUAUUUCAAACCAUCACCGAAGGGGACUACUGGCGCUGUGGCUGUAAAGAGCAACACAGUGUCCAGCUUCAAAUACAAACAAAUCCACUAAAAGGUAUCGAGGAGCACCCUCUCGGCAACUCCCAGCCUCAGUUACGGAUGCUCUUUUCCAACAAGGCAGUAGUAGGACAUAAUACGAAUACGGAUUGUUUAUUGAGCUGGACAGAAGUGGUCUUUAAGCCUUCGGAAGUUAAAGAAGUCGUGGAACUUGCUACUCUCUCCCUUUACGAUGACUCCACAUUGCAUCAAGCCCAAAGGAGAUCUAGGGUUCAGUUCAACGGUUCUACUCUCAUAGAGGAAGCAUCGGAACUGACUCUUGAAACCCCGUCUAUCCUGCCCAUUCAGGACUUCUGUUCAUCUCUUCAUAUUGCGGAAAUGCACAGUGGGCGACAAAAGACCAUUAGUUUUAUUUCCAACAAGAGAAAUAACUCUUUCCGGUACACAAUGGAUGCAGUGAAGAGACUCCCACAAGGAGUUUCGCAAAGGCCUCUUGGGGAAGUUCUCUCAAAAAUCAGUCGACGUGAUCGACUCCAUAUUGCUACCGGCCUAGCAUGUGGUGUAGUUCAAUUCUGUGGAAAUUGGCUGAAAUCCUCAUGGGAUAGCUCCGAUAUCCACCUGGCUGCUGCGGACGACGGUUACAGCGUAUUGCUGGACAAUCUAUAUCUUUCAUGGCCUCUUCUCCCCCCUGGUACGGGGAAAGAGUCUUACAACUCAACGCACUACCCUAACGUGCGAAGCAAUCUUCUAUUGCCUUUAGGGCUUGCACUAGUGGAACUAUCACUUGGAAAAUCCCUAAGUGUAUUCUUUACACCGGAGGAUGAGCAUGAGGAACCAUUGGUCACUAAAUUCCGAGUCGCCUCAAGGCUUGUCGACAAUGUGCAUCAGGAAGUGGUACACAUUACGCAGAAGCUGUUCAUAGCUGCCUCUACUGGUCUGGCAUAA